Molecule: messenger RNA, 691 nt
Organism: Prunus avium (sweet cherry)
Lineage: Eukaryota; Viridiplantae; Streptophyta; Magnoliopsida; Rosales; Rosaceae
Gene: COPT5
Product: copper transporter 5
Biological process (GO): copper ion transmembrane transport
Cellular component (GO): plasma membrane
Molecular function (GO): copper ion transmembrane transporter activity
Source: RefSeq, a predicted model, not a curated record
UUCAUAAACAAGCGAUAGAAAAAUCGAAAAAAAUAGGAAAAAAUAAUCAAUUUUCUUUCUUACCGGUCUUCGCAAGUCUUCUUCUCCAAACUCCGUCGUCCCCAAAAUCGAAGCGAAGAUGAUGCACAUGACCUUCUACUGGAGCAAGGACGUGACAAUCCUGAUCGACUCUUGGCGGACCACUUCAUGGACGAGUUACUCCCUCACGCUAAUCGCCUGCCUCAUCGUCUCGGCCUUCUACCAGUACCUCGAGGACCUUCGCGUGCGGCUCAAGACAGCGUCGUCUUCAGCCGCGAAAGCCUCUUCGCCGGCGCCGAUCCAAACUCCGCUGCUCGGUGCGAAGCUCGGCGGCGCCGGAGGGAGGUUCUCGGCGGCUCGGCUUGGUGGAGCCGUGCUUUUCGGGGUGAACGCGGCGAUCGGGUACCUGCUGAUGCUGGCGGUCAUGUCGUUUAACGGAGGCGUGUUUGUGGCUAUCGUUGUGGGGCUCGCGAUUGGCUACUUGGCGUUUAGGAGCGGGGACGAUGAUGUGGCAGCAACUGUGGUUGAUAAUCCUUGCGCUUGUGCUUAGAUUUUAGAUAUGAUCAAAAGCUUGCAAUUUGCUUUGCAGAUUUGCCGUUUUCUCUAUGAAUCUGUAAUGUAAUUUUCUUACUAUAUAAAAUCUGAAUGGUUGUGAUUUGUGCUUAAUUUCUAA